Salarias fasciatus (jewelled blenny) is the source of this 647-nucleotide messenger RNA. RefSeq names its product guanylyl cyclase-activating protein 2-like. Gene Ontology annotation, molecular function: calcium ion binding; calcium sensitive guanylate cyclase activator activity. The record is from RefSeq and is a predicted model, not a curated record. The coding region runs from base 3 to 584 and encodes 193 amino acids. Gene Ontology annotation, biological process: visual perception. Gene Ontology annotation, cellular component: photoreceptor inner segment; cone photoreceptor outer segment. The transcript is spliced from 4 exons. NCBI's taxonomy places the organism in Eukaryota, Metazoa, Chordata, Actinopteri, Blenniiformes, Blenniidae.
CUAUGGGUCAAGUGCAGGGCUCCUCGGAUAAGGAAGUGACUCUUCAAAACAUCCAGGAUCUGUACCGUAAGUUUGCCAGUGAGUGUCCCAGUGGAAAUCUGCACUUGCAUGAGUUCAAGAGGAUAUUUGGAGUAACGAGCUCUUCAUCGGAGGAAGAAUCGGCCUAUAUGGACAACGUGUUUCGAUCCUUUGAUGCAAACAAGGAUGGUAAAAUCGACUUCAUGGAGUACGUGGCGGCCGUGCACCUCGUCCUUCGUGGGAAACUUGAGGACAAACUGAGAUGGUCUUUUAAAGUAUUCGACAGAGACGGAAACGGCUGUUUGGACAGACAGGAAGUGAAGCACAUUCUCAAAAUUAUCUACAAAAUAAAGAGGCACACUGAUCCUGGACUCACAGUGAAUGUUGAGGAUACCUGCAACAGGAUAUUUGAGCUGGUGGACAAGAAUAAAGACAGUCAGAUUACGUUGGAGGAGUUCAUGGAAGGGGCUGAGAAGGACCCGUGGGUGAUGGAGCAGCUCAAACUGGACAUCGGGCCGUGCGAGUGGUUCAUCGAACAGCAAGAAGGCCACAAGCCUCGUAAAUGACGGGACAGCAAAACCACGAGAGAGAAGCGGCCUUCAGUGACGGACUCGUGUCUCGUUCAUAUG